This is a messenger RNA of Paramuricea clavata, 942 nucleotides long. The record is from the annotation of a GenBank genome assembly. Lineage: Eukaryota; Metazoa; Cnidaria; Anthozoa; Malacalcyonacea; Plexauridae.
AUGGAAGUCUUCAGGAAGGGGUUCGUCCCAGCCACUUCAACGAACCCUGCCGACCUCGCGACACGGGGUAUUACAGUUAAAGUACUACAAGAGUCCGACUGGUUAAGAGGACCCUCCUUCUUGAAGUCAAACUCGCCUACCACCUCAACAAUCGAUGAAUCUGAGAGAGAUAUCGACGUGAACGAUCCAGAAGUCAGACAAGAGGUAAAAGACCACGCCACCAGCACCCAGAGGGCUUUCGGAUUAGGAUCAGAACGAUUCAAUCGGUUUUCAGAAUGGUCUACUUUUCAGCGAGCCAUUGCAAAACUCGUCAUGAGAACGAAAAGAUUCAAAAUAAAGUUGGAGCCACAAAAGUCACAGCACGACCACGAGACGACCGAAAGCGGAGACAACGGCGGUCCUACCCUAGACGCAUCUAAACGAGCUGAAAUCUUGAUAAUUCGAACAGCCCAAGAAGAAGCCUUCGCGAACGAAAUCAGCGUACUGCAAAGGAGGAGAGGCAACGAACCAGAAAGUCGCCAGUCCUUGAGAGAAAAAAGGACGGUGUUACGAAAGUCCAGCCUGUUUCGUUUGGAUCCUUUCCUCGACAAAGACGGUGUUUUUAGAGUCGGAAAACGUAUACAUCGAUCAGAUUUGGGGUUUGAGGAGAAGCAUCCAAUAAUUCUGCCAAAGAAACACCACGUGUCGGAGUUGUUGGUCCGUCAUUAUCACCACAAGGUUUACCACCAAGGCCGUCAGAUCACGCACGGAACCCUACGGCAAGCUGGUUAUUGGGUCGUCGGCGGCCACGGAAUGGUGUCUAGAAUCCUGAAUUCCUGUCUGACAUGUAGAAAACUGAGAGGGAAUAUGCUCACCCAGCAUAUGGCCAACCUUCCAAAAGACCGAAUCGAACCAAGGCCACCCUUCACGAGCAUACGAGUUGACGUAUCCCGUAACGAGUGA